CACCCAGUCUAACUCACUGUUCCGACAGAGAUGUGUUCUUGGUUCUCUUCCUUCUGACACGUGUACGUUCUGUAAGUGGCUUCGGGUAAAAGCGUCGGCUAAACGCCCUAACUGUAAAUUAUAUCCUACGUUCUUUUGAGGUGCAGUGCCUCAAAUGAUUGUAAAAACAGAAAGACGUCGGGGAGGAAUAAAGUAAAUCCAACAUGUGAUUUUAUAUAAUUCUAUGUUGGCGUGCUAUUAUGCUAAAAGUAUCAGUUUCCCGAUUUAGUAGGCAUAGUACGCAGUUGGCUGCAAAUGCCAAAUUAGUUGUAUCGCUGGUAUUGACUGUGCAGUAUAGGGACUCAUUAAGUGUGUUUGUUUAUUCAUGUACUUUUUAUUCACCACUAAAUACAUUAAUCAACGCGCAAGUAGCUCAACACAAUUGAACAGAAAAACAUGUUUUUUCUUUCACCCCGAUCUAGGUUAGUCGAAACACGUCUCUGUCUUGCGUCGCCUCGGAUAGACCCCGCUCCUCCCAAUGUCGUUCACCGCCUGCGGUACACACACGUUAGCAUUCAAAGAGAAAUUACAAUGGUUUUAAACAUUCCUCUGACUUCUGUUCCUGCAGGAUCUGGGCUGGGCUGCCUGUCGUUUAUCUGUGGCGGCGGGGUAGUGUCACCUUCGCUAUCACUCUCCCAGGACCCAGACGCCGGCUCUGUCGCGUUUGACGAGGACUGACUCAUUUUAAAAGCAGGGAGGACCCAAGAGGGCCAUUCAGAGCUGUUUACACCUGAGAACGUUUUGUGCUAAGUAGAUAAUGUUCUUGUGUUUUGUUGAAGUUUAAAGCUCACAGUUUUGAACAGGAAUCAUAACACUUUCUAACAGUAUACACACACAAUGUGUGAACGAAUGUGUGAGCUGUUGUCAGCGCAUACAUGCUUGUGGGGAUAACAUUGCACGCAGGGUGUUUGAUGGUACUUUUCGGACAGGUAUACUACGUUGCUUAUAUUGCGCUGCAUUAAAUCACCUUCGCAUAAAAGUAAUAAUACGUGUACGGGUUACUAAAUCAGCUCCGAGGGAGAUGAGUGGCAUUUGGGCUUUGCUGAAACACGCUUGUUGAGUCUGUGCCCGGAUCCAGAAGGAAUAGGAAAACAGAAACAGCAGACAAUAGGCCACCGCAGCAUGUCUGCUACGGGCUGAUGCAUUAAAGAGUGUAAUGAUGCCGACAGAUUGAUGACUGGCUCUGACAGUGAUAGCCUCGCUCUAUAAAUUCCUCAUCUCCCCCGCCCCUAAAGGGCAUGGUUUGGAAGAGGCCUACAAAGGCAUGUGCAUCCCAGCACUUAACUCAUUUUGCAGGAGACUAAAGAGACAUUGUUUUAGUUUGGUACUUCUGGAGGGUAAGUAACAUAAUUGAGGGGUUUGUUGUGUAAUUACACAUAACUUCCUUAGUGUGAUAUCGAUAGAGCGGGAGACUAAUUACUCUUAAUCGAUUACAUGUGUACUUUGUCCUUCACUCUCAGCCAACCACCAAUCACGUCGGUAAGACCCCGUUCAUCGCUCAAGAUGUGGCUCGUUCUCCUGGUGGUCCUGUGCCUCCAACGCCCGACGGCCGUCCUGGUCCACGGCGAGACGGACGCCCAGCAGCCGUCCGAAGAACGGUCCGCGGGACCCGGGUUAGUGGAGGGUCUGCGCUCCAACCACACGCCCGGGACCCCCCCACCGGACGGAGCCAGGCCUCCACCGGCACCCCCCAUGUGCCUGCAGGCGACGGGCAUCAGGGACACCUUCAAGUCGGUGAACACGCUGGUGUCCCUGCUGGUGUUCGUCACGGGGACGGUGGGCAACGCGGCGCUGCUGAGGAUCAUCCACGCCGACCGCGGCAUGCGCAGCGGGCCCAACGUGCUCAUCGCCAGCCUGGCCGCCGGGGACCUCAUACACAUCGUGAUCGACGUACCAAUCAACGCGUACCGGCUGAUGGCGGAGGACUGGCCGCUGGGCGCCGUGGUCUGCAAGCUGGUGCCCUUCAUCCAGAAGACCUCCGUGGGCGUCACUGUGCUGAGUCUGUGCGCGUUGAGUGUCGACAGAUAUCGAGCGGUCGCAUCCUGGAAUCGAGUCAAAGGCGUCGGAGUCUCGACGUGGACGGUGGUAGAGAUAGCUCUGAUAUGGGUUGUUUCCAUCGCGCUGGCAGUGCCCGAAGGCCUGGGCUUUGACCUGAUAACAAUGGACUAUAAAGGGAAGCAUCUGAGGAUAUGUCUGCUCCAUCCUGUCCAGACAACACACUUCAUGCAGUUCUACAAGCUGGUUAAGGACUGGUGGCUGUUUGGCUUCUACUUCUGCAUGCCGCUGCUCUGGACGGCGGUCUUCUACACUCUGAUGUGCAGGAGGCUGCGCAGGACCUCUGAGAACAGCCUCAACACCCACCACAAGCAGAGGCGCGAGGUGACCAAGACGGUGUUCAGCCUGGUCCUUGUUUUCGCUGUGUGCUGGUUCCCACUUUACCUCAGCAGAAUCCUCAAACAGACCAUUUACGACCAGAAGGAUCCCAACAGAUGCCAGCUUCUCAGUGUCUUCCUCGUGCUGGACUACUUUGGCCUCAACAUGGCCUCGCUCAACUCCUGCAUCAACCCCAUCGCUCUGUAUAUCGUCAGCAAGAGAUUCAAGAAAUGCUUCAAGGCGUGUCUGUGCGGCUGGCGCCCGUCUCCUACAGCCGGUAGCGCCGAGGAGCAGCAGUCUGUCACCAAGUCCAAGGGGCAGGAGGAGGAGCCCGGCAACAUCAAAGCCCUGCAGCAGCACCUGGCCACGCCCCCACCUGAGGCGCAGCCGCCCCGCCCCCCGGCUCCAUGACGGCACUGGGACACGCCCCCCGGCCCCAUUAAACAGAACGCUCAAAACCAAACACCUCGUAUGUAAGGAGCGGCCCGUACACAAACACACAGGCCGGACACGACACGUCGUCACGUUUGUGUAUAUAUUUAUCUUCGUCCUUCUUUGAGCCACCGACUUGUUAGCUAACGUCGCUGUGGAGGAACACAGAGAGAGGUUUACAGCCCUCCCCACCCCCCACCCCCCCCCCCCCCCCCCCUCUGCUCCACCUGUGGUGGUGUCAUCAGCCCUCUUAAUAAUAUAUAGACGGGGGCGAGCCGCGAUCUGUUUACCGGUGUUGUCAGGUGAACAUCUGCCUGGCCACUCGGGGCACUGAGAGCGAGAGAUGUGACUAUACCUGCCCUCAGGGCCUGACGCCCUCCCAGCCAUUACCUCAGCGCUGGCUCUCUCGUCGGACGGCCCUUCACCCAUCAUGCAUCACGUAUCAUGCAUCACGCUUGUCAAAGCACUGUUUGGGUCCGGGCGUUUUCACCGGGCAUGACAACAUCCUCGCACGUACGUGUGCUUUGCUGCCAAAUGUACGUGUUGAUUUUUGUAUUAUUUACAGUAGCCUGUGUCACACGCGCGGGGGAUCUCACAUUGGUGUUUGUUUUUGUUUUGUUUAGCGUGCGUUGAAGCGGCGUGGAGCGUCGUAAGUGGUUCUGUGUGGAAAAGUUGUCAAACGUUUUUCCUUUCUCUCUGCGUGUUAGCGUGCACUACUCAAGGCUUUCCCGGCUCUCCCCCCACCGCCGUAAUCAGAUUCCUGCCACGGGUUGAUUCUGUCGACGGCGGGCGAAUGACUGAUUGAUGGCGGCCUAUUUUGAAUGCAUUGUUAAAUGUGUAAUGCACAGAGACGCGCUAUAAAAGACCUUGGAGUGUGUGUGUGUGUGUGUGUGUGUGUGUGUGUGUGUGUGUCGGGGGGGGGGGGGGGGGGUCGGGAGGAGAAGGAAAACGAGGAUGACAGAAUGAGGUCAGGUGGGGGGGAGGGGGGAGAAAGGGGGAGGGAGGGAACACCUGAUGGGUCUUGCUGUCACAGGACAAGCCAAGGAAAACUAAGAGGUAGUAUCGCUCGCUGCACGGGGGAUGUGUGGCAGGGGGGCAACGUGACUGUGGCUGUUAUCAAGAGAUUAUUGUUGCCAAGGCGAUUGAUCGGGAAGCAACUGUCAGGCGUGGAUGAACAGGCCUUUAGAUAUAGAUGUAAAAUAUAUUAAUGUACAUAUGUUUUUAGUAAGCGUAUUUGGAACUGGUUGACAUCCAUAUUGUUGCCUGUUUCUUUUUUCCCCGUCUCCUCAAAGUCCUGCUCAUUAAAGUAUUCAUGGCCACCUCAUUGGAGAAGCUGCCAGAAUCAAUCUCUCCUCCCGCCUGCUCAGUCAGAGAGAGAGAGAGAGAGAGAGAGAGAGACAGCUGACUGAAGUACUGCUGCUUCCACUACAUCAAUACAGUCGGCUUCCAUCUUAAUGCACUCUCUUCUGUCCCUCACGAUUUACCAGAUGCUUUACCUGGGGAUGGCAGUAACGAAUAAAAUAAACCAUAAACACACA
This is a messenger RNA of Gadus macrocephalus (Pacific cod), 4382 nucleotides long. Its product is annotated as endothelin receptor type B-like. The coding region runs from base 1474 to 2823 and encodes 449 amino acids. The transcript is spliced from 7 exons. The record is from RefSeq and is a predicted model, not a curated record. Gene Ontology annotation, biological process: vasoconstriction; G protein-coupled receptor signaling pathway; regulation of blood pressure. NCBI's taxonomy places the organism in Eukaryota, Metazoa, Chordata, Actinopteri, Gadiformes, Gadidae. Gene Ontology annotation, molecular function: endothelin receptor activity. Gene Ontology annotation, cellular component: membrane.